Molecule: messenger RNA, 3924 nt
Organism: Octopus sinensis (East Asian common octopus)
Lineage: Eukaryota; Metazoa; Mollusca; Cephalopoda; Octopoda; Octopodidae
Product: brain tumor protein
Exons: 12
Coding region: 698-3421 (907 amino acids)
Biological process (GO): positive regulation of DNA-templated transcription
Cellular component (GO): nucleoplasm; chromatin
Molecular function (GO): ubiquitin-protein transferase activity; zinc ion binding; protein binding
Source: RefSeq, a predicted model, not a curated record
AAAAAGUAAAGUGAAAAAAUGUAAAGAACUACAAACAAAACAAAAAGAAAGUAAAAGAAAUAUCAUCAGCACAAAUAGCAAAACCAAACAAAUCAAAUAGACUAAAAGUGUUAGGUGUAGAAGGAGAGGAAGGUAGCAGAUAGUAGUAGUAGUAGUUAAUAAUCUCAAUUGCUGUUUCAUCUCUUAGACACGCGCCAUUCAGCGAUAGUGCAUUACAUACGCGCACAUACUAGCACACAACACCGACGUUCAUACAUACACACAGCUGCCUAACAUUGAUGAUCAUGCGUACUAUCUAAGAUGUAUUUACUUACAGACCUAACCUAACCAUUAAUAUAUAUAUAUAUAUAUAUAAAUAUAUAUAUGUAUAUAUAUAUAUAUAAAUAUAUGUAUAUAUAUAUAAAUAUAUAUUUUCUAAAUAUAUAAAUCACACAUAUUUACAAAUUAUAUAUGUUUGCUUCUAUAUACAGCUAAAUAAUUUCCGUUUAUAAAAAUAUUUCUAUAUAUACUAAUAUAUCUAUAUACAAAACCAUAUAUUGCCCAUACAUACACACACACAUAUAAGUAUAUAUAUAUAUAUAUUUUAAAUAUAUAUAUAUCUACCUAUCUAUCUAUCUAUAUAUAUAUAUAUAUAAAAUAUAUCCAGUCGUAUGCAUUCCAGGUUGUGCCAACUUAAAUAGUUCAAAAGUAAAAAGUCAUGGCUAAUGAAGUGCUCUCUGCUGCUUCGUCUCCCAUUAACUCAUCCCCGGUACCAAAUGAAGAAAAUUUGUGUAGAAACUGUGAGAAAAAGCUUAAACAGCCCAAAGUACUUGAUUGCUUACAUGUCUUUUGCCAAGAAUGUCUGCAGAGUACAGUGGACGAAAUCCACAACAGAACAGGUACCAUUCCUGAUAUGAUCGAAUGCAGUGUGUGUUCUCAAGGGACAAGGCUCUCUGCCAAAGGUAUUGAAAGCUUACCGUCAGAUGAUGUCAUGUCCGAUAUGCUGGAAGUUGACCUGGCCGAUGAUGACCCUAUUGUAUGUACCAGCUGUAAAGCCAAAGAGAAGGCCAUUGCAAGAUGUUCUGAUUGUGCCAAUUUCCUCUGUCCCCAUUGUGUGUCGGCUCACCAAUAUAUGAGAUGUUUUGAAGAUCAUAAGGUUAUAUCAUUUGAAGAUAUGCAAAAUGGGGAUGGACCUAAAUUUCUGAAGCCAAUGUUUUGUCGGAUUCAUCCAAGUGAAAAUGUAAAAUAUUUUUGUCUUUCAUGUCAGGAAGUGGUUUGCAAUGAUUGCAUUGCUGAAGAUCACCAGCAACCAGAACAUUUUACUGAAAAAAUUUCUAAUGUUGACACAAAGUUUUCUGAUGAGAUUAACAAUCUGAUAACAGAGAGUAAGAAUAAAAUAAAGCUUUUUGAAGAAACUAGUAACAAUCUUGAAAAUGCUUUAACUGAUAUGCAGAUGCAACGAGAUAAUGUUAAAGGACUUGUUCAAGAAACGUUCCAAAGUUACAAAACUGCUUUAGAAAACAGAAGGGAUGAAUUAUUAAAGGACUUAGAAGAAAUCCAUGCUGCUCAAGAAAUGUCUAUAAUAGAAAUGUGUCAUAAUGUUGGGAAGAAAAUUGAGAAGAUAGAAGAUGGAAGUAAAUUUGCAGAACGUGUUAUGAAAAAUGGGAACAGCUAUCAAAUACUCAUGUUACAUAAAGUCAUUGUCAAUCAGAUGCUAUAUCUUUUUAACAACAAUCCAAAGCCAGAUUUGAAUAGAACUAUUGAGUUCAAGACAAAUGACAUUGUAUUUACUGAAGCCAUCCGAAAAACAUUUGGUUCCAUUCAGCUGGUGAAUGCAAAUGACCCAAAGAUUGAAAAUCCAAUAUCAUCUCUUCAUUCAUCAUUUGAACAUGAAGGCUUCAGUCUGCCCACUGGUGUACUGAGUCCGGAGUUGCCUCAAGUAUCUACUUCAGAAUUUUCCAAUAUGCAUGCAGUUACACCAGUACCUAUUACUGGGGGAUCUCAUUUUAGUUCAUUGCACAUGUCAUCAUCUGAUUCUUCCCCAAUGGGAGUUGCAAUCACUGGUGCACACAACAUUCCUGAAAACAGCCUGUCACGUAGCUCUCACAGUCCUGCUAUGUCCGAUAGCGGCAUUUCAGUUGAUGCUGCUAGUACUAAUAGUGCACCAAGUGCCCCACUUUACCAUGAUAUGACAAAACUAGGACGAGGACAACUCUCUUUGAAUGAACACAUUGUUUCUGGAUUGAACAUAACUGUAAAUGGACUAACUACUUCUGGAAGUAGGACUGAAACGCCAGUUUCUCAAACUGAUUCCACUCUUGCCAAUAUACUUAGUCCAACUGCUACAACUUCACCUCUUCCAACCACAAAUUUAUCAAAUAUAGAUACACUAGUGGGAUUUUUAAAUCAGACGCCAUCAACAAACAUGAUCAACAACUUGGGAAAUUUAGGAAGCUUAAGUGGACUUGGUAACAUGGGGAUAAUGAAUUCACUCACCAAUAUAAAUUCAACUUCUACAUCAGGAUCAAUAUCAAAUACUUCUAGUGCAUCUAGUAAUAAUUUUCCUACAAAUAUAUCUCCACCAUAUCCUCCUAUUCGCAGAAGUAACAAAAUGAGCCCUAUGCAAAUAAGGUGCAAAUUUGGGCAGUUGGGGCCUGGCAAAGGACAGUUUAAUUCUCCUCAUGGCUUCUGUUUGGGUCUUGAAGAAGACAUUAUUGUUGCUGAUACAAACAAUCAUCGUAUACAAGUUUUUGAAAAAAAUGGAGAAUUUAAGUACCAGUUUGGAAUACCAGGAAGAGAUGAAGGUCAGCUUUGGUACCCGAGGAAAGUUGCUGUCAUGAGAAAUACUGGAAAAUAUGUUGUUUGUGACAGAGGAAAUGAAAGAUCCCGUAUGCAAAUUUUCACUAAAAAUGGACACUUUAUCAGGAAAAUUGCCAUCCGUUACAUUGACAUUGUUGCUGGUUUAGCAAUUACUCAACAAGGUCACAUUGUUGCUGUGGACAGUGUCUCGCCAACGGUGUUUUGUAUUGCUGAAACUGGAGACCUGAUUAAAUGGUUUGACUGCAGUGAUUAUAUGCGUGAACCAUCUGACAUUGCUAUUAGUGGAAAAGAAUAUUUUGUCUGUGAUUUCAAGGGACACUGUGUUGUUGUAUUCAAUGAGGAAGGGCAGUUUUUGAGACGUAUCGGAUGUGAAAGUAUCACAAAUUACCCGAAUGGAAUUGACAUCAGUGAUGCUGGAGAUGUUUUGGUUGGAGACAGUCAUGGUAACCGCUUUCAUGUUGCUGUAUUCCAAUCUGAUGGGUCUCUUAUAGGAGAAUUUGAGUGUCCUUAUGUCAAAGUUAGUCGUUGUUGUGGUCUCAAUAUAACAUCUGAAGGUUAUAUAGUUACACUUGCUAAAAACAACCAUCAUGUUCUUGUUCUAGACACUUUAUAUAUUACAUAGAUCUAUAUUUCGUUACUUUUUCCCAUGUUUAUUUACAGAUUUCAGUUAUGCUAAUUGAUCUUGGUACUGCUGAUCUUCAGCACUAGUAUUUUGUUUUCAAGCGCUGUUUUGAGAACUGUCAAAUCAGUGUUAUGUAUUUUUGCCUCUGAAUUAAUGCUGUCACUAUUUAAAUUGUUCUGUGGUGGCUUUUUGCUCUUAAAAGCAGUACCAAAGUUAACUUGAAAGAUCACAUUAAAUUUGUACAUUUCGAAGAAAAUAUAUUUUCCUCCCAGUAUUGACUUAUUUGUAUUUUACUUUUUCUUCCCUUAUUUUUGCUUGUAUCUGUUUCCCUCCAUUUUAGACAUUUUUGAAUUUAUUUUUAAUCGGUGUAUUUGAAUGUUACUCUGUAUUUUAAAUCCAUAUAGAUUUUUGCAAAUUUGGUUUAGCUAUAUAUAUUUAGAAAUUGUGUUACAUCUUUUUACCUCUUGAUAUUAAAUGUAAAUAAAUUUAUUUGAAAUACAUGA